Molecule: messenger RNA, 1444 nt
Organism: Marmota flaviventris (yellow-bellied marmot)
Lineage: Eukaryota; Metazoa; Chordata; Mammalia; Rodentia; Sciuridae
Gene: Il15
Product: interleukin 15
Biological process (GO): positive regulation of immune response; positive regulation of cytokine production; positive regulation of T cell proliferation
Cellular component (GO): extracellular region
Molecular function (GO): cytokine receptor binding; cytokine activity
Source: RefSeq, a predicted model, not a curated record
CGGUGGAAUUUUCCCCGAAAGCCUACGCCCCGGGCCCCUCCCAGCUGCGGCUCAACUCACAAUUCUCCUCCACCAGCCGCAGCCGGGCCGCCCCGCCCCCUUAACGGGGACUUCAGUUUUCGGUUGCACGACGUGCAGACGGUUUUUCCCCUCCUGACCCUUUAUUUCUCCCGUGGGUUCGCCUGCCCGUACGCCUGCUUCCGGAGGAGCGCAUUUUCGCGUCCCUUUGCGCCUUGCGUGCGUCUCCCCGGUGCGCUCCAAUCUUGCCGUUCCCGGCGGCGGGCAAGCAGUGACAGCGCCCAGCCCCUGCGCACCACCUACUCUGCCAAGGCUGGCGGAGGGUGUCUGGCUGUCCCAGCCACGCAGCGGGUUUCCAAGAAGACGCGCUCCCGCAGCACUGAUUCUUCCUGAACCUACUCCACCAUAGAAAGGUUAAGAAAGAAUCCAUCCCGACGUGUGGCCAUCUGGCUCUGGGAAGCAAUGUCUCAUUCUGUUCCAUGUUAGUGAUGUCCCACGGAGUACAGAAGUCCAUGCCAGCAGACAGCCAGGCUACAGGAGGUCAUGAGGUAUUCUGGAUGGAUGGCUGCUGGAAACCCAUUACCAUAGCAGGCUCUUCUUCAAUACCUGAGGACUUACUCUGGCAUUGAGUAAUGAGAAUUUCGAAACCACAUUUGAGAAUCACUUCCAUCCAGUGCUAUGUGUGUUUACUUCUAAAUACUCAUUUUUUAACUGAGGCUGGCAUUCGUGUCUUCAUUUUGGGCUGUAUUAGUGCAGGUAUUCCUAAAACAGAGGCUAACUGGGAAGAUGUAAGAAAGGAUUUGCAAAAAAUUGAAAAUCUUAUUCAAUCUUUACAUAUGGAUGCUACUUUAUAUACAGAGAGUGAUGUCCAUCCCCGUUGCAAAGUAACAGCGAUGAACUGCUUUCUCCUGGAGCUAGAAGUCAUUUCACAUGAGUCCAGAGAUGGAGACAUAGAGGAAACAGUAAAAAACCUGAUCCUCCUAGCAAACACUAGUUUAUCUUCUAAUGGGAAUAUAACAGAAUCUGGAUGCAAAGUAUGUGAAGAACUGGAGGAAAAAAAUAUUACAGAAUUUUUGGAGAGUUUUAAACAUAUUGUACAAAUGUUCAUCAACCCUCCUUGAUUGCAAUUGAUCCUCUUCAGUGUUUCUGUUAUUAACAAACAUCUUCCCCGAUGCUUAGAAGCAACAAAACACUCUGCAUUUCAAAUGUGCUGCCAAAACAAGAUGUUCCAGCAAGAAGAUGAUCAGGAUCUUGGAUCAUGUGAACUCCUAGAAAUGAAGGCAGGAAAAUGUCAGUGACAAAGUUAACUAUGCACUUUUCUCAGACUUAUUUUCCUCAUUUAUUUUUAAUUUAUUGUUGAAAUUGUACAUAUUUGUAACAUAAUGUAAAAUUGUGAAUAAAAUUGUGUACUUUUCAUCAAUUGAAA